GUGAACCCGCGAGACAUCGUAUUAUUGUUAUCUCGGCUCAGCGGUAAGCUUACCGCCGCCUCGUCCCUCGUGAAAUCUCGCGUAUUCUGCGCUUUGGGGCAAAGCUCUCGCCUUUGGAGCAGAAACCCUAGCUGGUGGAUCCCGCCGCGUCCGUCGCCGUUGCCGGAUCUCACCGCCCGGCUCUUUGUCAGAGUCUUGCUGACCUCCCCGGGGAUCUCCUCGCAGCUUGUGUAAGUUUUAUGCUUUAUUGAAAUCAAAAGGGGGUGGGUGAUCAGGUGCUUGAAGAUAUUCACCUCUUUCAACACCUUUGUAGAUCAUCUCUUUAGCACUUAACAAAGAGGUUGAACUGUGGAUUUGGAUCAGUUGUCUUUAGGCUUGUCUGGUAGCUCUGGCGCUGGAGAGCUAUCUGGAUUCUAGUUGCCAGCUGGGGCCCACCCCUUCGGUGGCCCAAUCACGGGUCGCUGGUGGUGGAGGCCCGACCCUGUCAUCCUCUAACUCUGGGAUUUUCUUUCAAAGUGAUGGCCAGAGCCCUGCUCCAGUGAGUUCCUUAUCAGUUUCUUCUCGGUCAGGCCCUGUCCCUACUUGCGACAUGAAUCGCAUGGUUCCCAACAGUGCAGCAAAUUCCUCUGGUCCAAGUGUUGGCGCUAGUUCACUGGUCACUGAUGCUAAUUCUGCACUUUCAGGCGGCCCUCAAUUGCAACGAAGUGCUAGCAUUAAUACAGAGUCCUACACACGUCUUCCUGCCUCGCCAAUGUCCUUCUCAUCGAAUAACAUCUCAGGUUCUCCUAUGGAUGGAUCCUCCCUUGUGCAGCAGAGCUCACAUCAGGAACCGAUGCCAAAACAAGGGGCAUCCAGUGUGACUUCUCAGUUGACUGGACAGGAGCAUCUGGGAAACCUACUGCAUGCCCAGAAGAAGCCGAGGAUUGACAUGAGGCAAGAUGAUGUUCACCAGCAUGUCAUCCAACAGUUGCUGCAGCGUCAAGACUCAAUGCAGCUUCAGGGGCAUCCCAGCCCACAAUUGCAGGCCAUGAUUCAGCAGCAAAGGUUAGCACAGCGCCAACAACAGCAGCAACAGUUGUUGCAGUUCUUGCCACAGAUGCAGCGUGCUCAGAUCCAACAACACCAACAGCAAAUGCGGAAUACCUUUCAGCAGCAGGCAUUCCUUGAGAAACAGCCUAUUGAGAGUGGUAUUUGUGCCCGGCGGCUAAUGCAAUACAUAUAUCACCAACGCCACUGUCCACAGGAUGAUUCUAUAUUAUACUGGAGGAAAGUUGUGGUGCAAUAUUUUGCUCCCCGUGCCAGGAAAAGAUGGUGUUUGUCUAUGUAUGAUAAUGUCGGCAAUCAUGCUGCCCUUGGUGCUUUUCCUCGUAGUUCUACGGAAGCUUGGCAAUGUGGUAUAUGUGGUUCUAAAUCUGGAAAAGGAUUUGAGGCUACUUUUGAAGUUCUUCCAAGGCUUAAUCAGAUUAAGUUUGACCGUGGAGUCCUUGAUGAGCUCCUUUUUGUUGACAUGCCCCAUGAGUACCGCCUGCCUUCCGGAGCCAUGGUGUUGGAGUAUGCGAAAGCUGUUCAAGAGACUGUAUAUGAGCAGCUACGAGUUGUUCGUGAGGGCCAACUCCGGAUCAUAUUCUCUCAAGAACUUAAGAUAUUAUUAUGGGAGUUUUGUGCUCGUCGGCAUGAGGAAUUUCUUCCACGUAGAUUGGUUGCACCUCAGGUUAAUCAACUGUUGCAGGUUGCACAGAAAAUUCAGAGUACAGUUUCUGAAACUGGAUCUACAGGGGUUUCAUCCCAAGAAAUGCAAAAAGCUAGCUGCGACAUGUUUGUUACAGCAGGUCGUCAGCUGGCAAGAAGCAUUGAGUUACAGUCUUUGAAUGACUUGGGAUUUUCCAAAAGAUAUGUGCGAUGUUUGCAGAUUGCUGAGGUGGUCAGUAGCAUGAAAGACUUGAUCGAAUUUAGCCAAGAACACAAGACUGGACCAAUAGAAAGUUUGAAGAAUUAUGCUCGGCAAGCUUCAGCUAAGCACCAAUCACAAAAAAUGCAAGAGAUAGAACAACUUGUGAAUGCUCAAUGUCUUCCAGCUGAUCAGAAUGCCCUGAACAAAAUCUUGGCUAAUCAUCCGGGGCUAACCACGCAUUUGAACAACUGCCACUCUGGAAAUCGAAUCUUGAAUAACAAUGCUCAGGCUGCCGUAUCACUGAAUAGCUACCAGAACUUGCUGAGGAACUCCAUAAAUCCAAACCAAAACACAAUUCAGACUGAUGCGUCAUGUUCCAUGGGCGGUCCUACCCAGGCGCCGCAAGUGCAAUUCCCUGGCCCCAUGACUUCGAUCCUAUCGAACCCUUCUGUCAACAGUUUAUCAGGGCCUCAGCAACAGCAGCAGCCGCAGCCGCAGCCGCCACAACUGACUGGUCUCCCCCAGCAGAAUAACAUGCCGUCCUCUCAGGCAAAUCAAAAUUUGCAGCAACAUGUAAUUCAACAGAUGCUGCAAGAUAUUAUGAACAACAACCGGGGAAUGCCGCAGCAAUCCCUUGGGGGACCUAAUGUUAUAGGGAAUGUAGCAGCUGAUGUCAUUGGUGCUCCUGGAAACUUGACACCCAGGAUGAAUAACACAGGGCCAGCGAGAAGUGGGUCAAUGCUGGGGAAUGUCACAGCCGGCAUGCCGAACCAUCCCUUAGGUGCAGGCCCGACCAGGAGCAAUAGCUUUAAAUCGGUGACAAACACUAGUGCAAUCAGCGGUAACAGCUUUAAUUCGAGGCAAGACUUACCUCAGAACUUGCAUCUGCCGGAACUGGACCACGACAUCGCCCAGGAAUUUGCAGACAACGGGAUCUUCAACGGUGAGCCAACUGACAUGGGUUAUGACUGGAAGAUGUGAAAAAAUUUAUUAUAUAGGAUAGACUUUCCCUGAUUUCCUAAAGUAUCAGCAUAGUAUCGUAAUUGUAUAGAAUGUUCGAAUUGGUGUCUCGGUUUAUCGUCUCUCAAAAUGUAUGUCUUGCUUUAUUAUAAGUUACCCAAGGCUGGCAGUUUUUGAGCUUUGCCAUUUCUAACUGUAUUUCACUAUCCGCCUGCUGAACAAAACAAGAUCAAUGAACAUCUCUGUUCUCUCCC
Molecule: messenger RNA, 3105 nt
Organism: Dioscorea cayenensis subsp. rotundata (Guinea yam)
Lineage: Eukaryota; Viridiplantae; Streptophyta; Magnoliopsida; Dioscoreales; Dioscoreaceae
Product: probable transcriptional regulator SLK2
Exons: 10
Coding region: 590-2872 (760 amino acids)
Biological process (GO): positive regulation of transcription by RNA polymerase II; negative regulation of transcription by RNA polymerase II
Cellular component (GO): nucleus; transcription regulator complex
Source: RefSeq, a predicted model, not a curated record